AUGUGUUUGUCACGUCCACAACUGCCGUGCGUCGGACCUUCGGGUUUCCAGCCAGGCCCCUUUCUCCGUGCCGCCCUCUUCAUCUCGAGACUGUAUCUGCUUCGCCUGCGCCUGCGAUCCUUUGGACUCUACCUCAGGAAGACCAUCCCUCACCCCACCGUCCACCAGGUAUUUGGAUUCAACUCUGCCAGCUGGACUGCCAACUACAGAGUCAUGCAGAUAGCACGCAGUGAGCUCUCGCAGGAAAUCCUUGUCAUGCAGAGGUCACUUCCCGGUCUCAUGACGGAGAUCUUCGAUGCCCGCUUUACAGUUCACCCUUCGUACAUAUUUCUAACCAAGUCAGGACAAGACCUCCCGGAUUCAUCUUGGAAGGUCGUAAUUGCGACUGCAUCCACAGAAAAACGAGCGAACCAGUGUCCCAAGCUUCAGCUUCCGCUGAAUCUUUCGGGCUCGAAACUAUCACCGCAAGCCGAGGCGCUGCUCUCAAAGGGACCCAAAUUCGCUCCCCCUGUCACACCGUCAAGAGUGGAUCAGCUCACAGCGGUACACCAGAUCGCGUCGAGAAUUCCGGAGCCUGCCCGACAAGAGUUCGUCGGCGUUGGUUCCCGUUUGGUGUGCAUGCAUGGAGCAGCCCACCCAACCAAACCAGAAUUCCCCCAAGUGGUGAAUGAACUCAGGGGGUCUGACCUGAGGCUUUUGGAGGCAGACAAGACGGGAGUGUUUGUGGUUAUGAACGAGUCUAACUUCGGUGAAAAGGUUGAACUCGCCAUCAAGAAAAAC
Messenger RNA from Ixodes scapularis (black-legged tick), 780 nucleotides. RefSeq lists its product as uncharacterized. The transcript has a single exon. The annotation marks the transcript as partial. NCBI's taxonomy places the organism in Eukaryota, Metazoa, Arthropoda, Arachnida, Ixodida, Ixodidae. The record is from RefSeq and is a predicted model, not a curated record.